This is a messenger RNA of Chaetura pelagica (chimney swift), 912 nucleotides long. RefSeq names its product retinoic acid receptor responder (tazarotene induced) 1 (gene RARRES1). The transcript is spliced from 6 exons. Gene Ontology annotation, molecular function: metalloendopeptidase inhibitor activity. The coding region runs from base 1 to 912 and encodes 303 amino acids. Lineage: Eukaryota; Metazoa; Chordata; Aves; Apodiformes; Apodidae. The record is from RefSeq and is a predicted model, not a curated record.
AUGGUUUUAGAAGAUCCUGAAGAGGAACCUGCCCUGGCUGCUGUCAAGGUGGCCAGUCUGCUUUGGGGGUUACAGGAAACCCUGCAGAAGAGUAAAGUAAGGAUCACCUUCUUGGUGUUGGCCCAGAACAGUCUGUUCAGGGGUGGAACUGUCUCCAACUGUGCUUCUACCAACGUUUUGCCCAUUUUUGGCUUUGGAUUCCACGAGCCAGGAGCCUCACAGCUCAGCAUCCACAGCUCCUGGGGGGAGCAGAGCCCUGGGAAGGGUGGCAGAGAGAACAGCGGUCACCAAGGAGAGGACAAACUGGAGGAUGCAAGCAUCCCAGGCUCAGGCCACAAGUACUACCUGCAGUUCACCACCGAAGACUACAAAACUGGGGAAGAUGCUGGGAGCUGCCUUGCUACAGUGUUGUAUCCAAAGAAAAAGUCCCCACCUGUUGUCACUAUCAAGUGUGUGCCUGCCAAAGACCAGAAGGAAAUUCAAGAAGAGGACAACAGAAUUUACAAAAAAAUUAGGCACCAAACCAAACCAAUACACGGAAACUAUAUUCCAGACAGCUAUGGAAUCAUCAGCCCUGCCCUAGAGCCAGUGUGGGCUUUGGCUGUUGUUGGCAGCAGUUACAUCAUGUGGGAGAAGUCAACAGAGAACGUGGGGUACUUCAUGGCACAAGUCAAGUCCGUGCAGCAGUGGAUGAGAAAAGAUGAUUUUGUUGAGUUUGACUACACUGUCCUACUCCAUGAACUCCCAACACAGGAAAUUAUCUCAUGUCACAUGCGCCUCACCUGGCUCCCCAGUCACCCUCUGAAAGUGAAAUACUUCUGUGCUCCUGAGAGGGAGGAGCUCGACGAUGGGUCUGGAACGGGAUCUGGAUCAGCUGCUGGGAUUUCACAGGAGAGGGGAGCAAAUUUCUAA